Wasmannia auropunctata (little fire ant) is the source of this 3095-nucleotide messenger RNA. Its product is annotated as TOM1-like protein 2. Gene Ontology annotation, molecular function: phosphatidylinositol binding; clathrin binding; ubiquitin binding. NCBI's taxonomy places the organism in Eukaryota, Metazoa, Arthropoda, Insecta, Hymenoptera, Formicidae. Gene Ontology annotation, biological process: signal transduction. The transcript is spliced from 9 exons. The coding region runs from base 361 to 1923 and encodes 520 amino acids. The record is from RefSeq and is a predicted model, not a curated record. Gene Ontology annotation, cellular component: endosome; membrane.
AAGAACAGAUAAGAAGAGAGAGAGAGUGGAGACCUAUUUAAAGGGCGUUUCGCAUCUAUCCCAUCUAUUCUCUUCGGCCAAGGUGCAGGCAGCAUCGGGACGCGUCGCUGAUUGGCGGGGCCGCGCGCUUUCCUGACAUUUGUGAUUCAGACCACCUUUAUACCGUUGCGUAGGUCAUAUGAUUCUAUCAAUCGGUUGGUCUUACGAGUUACGCGAAAUUGACAAAUUGUCAGUGUGCGCGCCAAUUGUCAUCCCUGUCAGCGGUUAUUAGCUACGUUUCGCGUGAUACGUAUGCAAGUGAGUGCGAACGGUGGUAAACGCGGCAGUUAACGACGCAGGUCCUCGACGUGCUCCGAGAAAAUGUCACUUUUUGGAGUAGGCAAUCCCUUUUCUACGCAAGUAGGACAAAAGAUUGAGUCUGCUACAGAUGGUAGCUUACCCAGCGAGAAUUGGACGCUUAACAUGGAGAUAUGUGAUAUUAUAAACGAAACCGAGGAUGGGCCAAAAGACGCUAUUAAAGCUAUAAAACGCAGAUUCAAUCAGGCGGCGGGAAAAAAUUAUACCAUAGUCAUGUACACGCUUACCGUAUUGGAGACAUGUGUGAAGAAUUGUGGAAAACGUUUUCACGCUCUUGCUUGUUCAAGAGAGUUUGUGCAAGACCUAGUUAAAUUAAUCGGCCCCAAAAAUGAACCACCGACAGCAGUUCAAGAGAAAGUUUUAAGCUUAAUUCAAACAUGGGCGGAUACGUUCCGUCAUCAACCACAUACUCAAGGUGUCGUGCAGGUUUAUCAAGAAUUAAAGAUAAAGGGCAUACAGUUUCCGAUGACUGAUCUAGAUGCUAUGGCACCAAUUAUCACUCCAGAAAGAAGUGUACCUGAAACAGAGCAAAUUCCGGCAAGCCUGACUACAAAUGAGCAGCCUGCGUCUUUGGGAACGCAACAAUUACCUUCUCAAACGUCACAAUCUAUUGGCCAGUUAACUCAAUUGAGCGAACAACAAAUGGCCAAAUUGCAAAGCGAGCUUGAUGUUGUUCAAGGAAAUAUGCGCGUAUUAUCGGAAAUGUUGGCAUACUUUACAAGUUCAGACCAAAGUUGCAAGCAACAACCAGAUUCUGCUGAUCUCGAGUUAUUGAACGAACUUCAUUCCACAUGUAAGGCAAUGCAAGAGCGUGUCGUCGAUUUGAUCGGUAAAUUGGCCCACGAUGAAAUGACAGCAGAAUUAUUACGCAUUAAUGACGAAUUGAACAAUCUGUUUCUUCGUUAUACGCGUUAUACGAAGAAUAAAAUGCAAGUACCGGCGAGCACUAUAUUAGCCCAGACAAUUGCACAUCCACCAAACGCUGAAUCGACUCCAACGACGCUUACUAAACGAGAAGGGGAAUCUCUUAUAGAUUUAUCUGACGAUGUGGAUAAUGUAACAAAGCAAAUGAGUGAACUCGAUGCGGCUGAAGGUGUAGACAAAAAUACAAGACAAAAGGAGAAAAAAGAAAAGGAUAGCGAUGAAUUCGACAUGUUUGCACAAUCGCGCAAUGCAACGUACGAAACAACAAAAAAUAGUAGCAGCAAGUACGAGGACAAUAUGGAGCAGGUGAGAGGAGGGAGCUUAAGCACGGCAAUUCUCAACCGCAAUAAUCCUAAAUUACCUCAGCAGUCCACUACUACUAGUGCUAGUCCAAACCUGGAAUCUGAAUUCAAUGAAAUGGCAGCCUGGUUAGAUCGCACACAGCCUGGAGGGCAAGGUGAUCAAGAAUCCUUAACAUCGUCGGAAUUUGAGCGCUUCUUAGCAGAACGUGCAGCCGCGGCUGAAGCUUUGCCAACGCUCUCUACAGCCACAACUGCCACCGCGAAUUCUUCGACUACCGGUAACCAGAACAUUCAGCGCCAAAUUAACAAGGAUCAAGACAAAUCCUUAUUUGCUCUUUAAGUACCUUGAAAAUACCUAUCUGUUGUAAAAUGGGAGGUUAAACUUACUGGGACUGCCGUGCUACUUCAAACGGCACGUAUUUAUGAUUUUUCCCUCUGAUUAAACCUGAUUACGCUCUCGUGCUUAUCGUCGACAAUUUAAGCUAUGGGGAUUUGUAUUUUUAACGUAAUGAGCUGAAAUAAGAUAGAAAUACAGAGAGACGGGGGAGGAGUACACACAUGAAAAAUGCUUUGUGCUUGUACGUACUUAAUAAGGUAACCGAUCUUAUACAAUCACGCGCGCGUUUGAGAUGUGUUUCAGUUAUAAAAUUGUGGUCACAUACACGUAAUGAUAGAUAAGUUGCUUUAAAGUUGUUCUAUGAACCAUUACAAUUGACUAUUACGUAAUAAUAUAGCAUGUUAAGGAUUAGUUUACAUUUGUACAUAAGCGACGAUGCGUCCAUGGAAAUAUCCAGAUUAUAUAUCGCAUAACAGGUUUUAUUAUGAUAAAUUUUGCCUCAAAGUCGCGAAUCAAGCGUGAGUUCGCAAUUAGAUGAAAUUUUCGGAUUGAUGGGGGGACACAUGGGAAUGUCUGGACGAAUAUCCAAUUGAAUAAUCGAUCUUAUCUACAUAUUGACAAACUAUUUUUCUAUGUUGAAGUAAAUUUUGUCUCUCAACUAUUUGACAUUCUAUAUACAGAGAUACAUUUUACAGAUUUAUUAUUAUUUUUACUAUUGUAAUUCCUACUAUUGUAGAGACUUUGUAGAGACUUUACUAUUAUAUAUUUAAUAUAAAUUAGUAGCAUGAAUUUAUUAUUACUGGAGUUAUGUGUAAUAAUAUUAUAAAUGAGUAAUAUAUUCUGAAAUUAUUAUAAACGCUGCAGUAACAUCUUUAACAUCCUAUGUCUAUACAGAAGCUUGAAGAAGGAAUGAAAAGCUCUUAGUUGGUUUUAACUUUAUCCCUCGUGGUUUUAUCAAUUGUCCUAACAUAUUUUAUAGUAUAUACUGUAUUUCCUAUUUUACAUUUACUUACACUUGCGUUUUUACUGUAUUUAUGCAUAUCUAUCUAGUGAGCAAGUAGAUGGCUAAAGAAACAAGUACACCUGCGGUGCCUGUAUUAACUGAACUCGUGCAGUUAAUAAGGAUAAUCUGUACUCUUCAUUUACGCAGAGAAUAAAACUGCAUCACAACCAAA